Molecule: messenger RNA, 918 nt
Organism: Cetraspora pellucida
Lineage: Eukaryota; Fungi; Glomeromycota; Glomeromycetes; Diversisporales; Gigasporaceae
Source: the annotation of a GenBank genome assembly
AUGCCGUUUGAUGAAUCACUAGUGACUUCAGAGCCUUCAACACAUGUUGAAUGUUCUCAGUCAGAAUCAGGAGCGCUUGAAAAGAAACCAAUUAAAGCACGCGUCAAAAAUCUUGAGGCGAUUUGGUUUGGAGAACAUUAUCUUCAAACAUGGUAUUUUUCACCAUAUCCCCAAGAAUAUACAGAAGCACGUGUAAUUUACAUUUGCGAAUUUUGCUUGUAUCAUUUUGCUAGUGAAAAGCAAUUUGAACGACAUUGUAAAAAAUGCACGAUUAGACAUCCACCAGGAAAUGAAAUAUAUCGAGACGGCGAUGUUUCGUUUUUUGAAAUUGAUGGAGCAAGACAAGUAACAUAUUGUCAAAAUUUAUCGCUACUUUCAAAACUCUUCCUUGAUCAAAAAUCACUAUAUUAUGAUCUUAUUCCGUUCAUGUUUUAUGUAAUGUGUCGAUCAGACACGUAUGGGUUCCAUACAAUUGGAUACUUUUCAAAGGAGAAGAAUAGUAUAGAACAUAAUCUUUCAUGUAUUUUAACACUGCCACAUUUUCAGAGACAAGGAUAUGGAAGAUUACUGAUAGAAAUGUCGUAUGAGCUAGCCAAGAUUGAAAAUAAGAUAGGAACACCAGAAAAACCAUUUUCUGAUCUUGGAUUAUUAUCAUACCAAAAAUACUGGCAAGAAACAAUUAUAGAAAUUCUGCAUCGAUAUCAUCAAUUUCAUGGAGGAGAAAUUACAAUAGAAGAAAUUUCGGAAAAAACGUACAUUGAUCAGAGAGACGUUUUGUACACAUUGCAUACACUUGGAAUUGGUUCAUAUCAAGGCCAGACAACAAUUAGAUUGACAGAUGCAAUGAUAGAUAUGUCAAAAAAUAAAAAACGUAGGAUUGAUAGUAUUGCAGUAAAUAAAGUGUUGGCUGUGUUCUGA